AUGACAUCAAAUUCAAAUAUUGUUCAAAUUUCAAUCGAGGAGAUGACAUCAAAUUCAGAUAUUGUUCAAAUUCCAAUCGAGGAGAUUCCAGAUAAAAAUAAGAAAAUUUUGGAAAUUGUCUGCUCGCCUAACUUGAAACAUGUUGCUGCAUUAGAUGAAGAUAGCAAUAUUAGUCUUUGGUCUAUAAUUAGUGAAGAGAAACUUUUGACAAAAGUAAAGACAUUACAUAUUGGAGAGAUUUGGACUAAAGAAAAUGGUGAAAAAAUAUUUGCAGUUUCAGAUAACAAAUACGUUUCAAUUAGCCUUAAUAGAGUCAGUACUUAUAAUUUCAAAAUUGUCGAUUUUGAAGCUGAAAAAGAUAUAUUAUUAACUUUUAAAGAUCGGCAGAAGGAAAUUGAUUACUUAUCCUUUAUUGAUAAUGGAGAUAUCAUAAUGGUCAAUACAAAGUAUUACAGAGCAUAUAUUUUUACAAGUAAAGAUCUUGUUAGUUGGGUUUGUAAAUCAAUGAUUGAGUUGAAAUAUUUUAAAAAAAUAUAUAUUACUCCUAAAGGCAAAUUGAUUAUAUUUAAUGAUACAAUUUAUGAGAUCUCGAUGUGGGACAUUGAAAAAUUAUCGAUUAAAACUCGUAUUUUAAUAGAUUGGAAUUAUACACUUGAAUUUAUUGAAAUUAGUGGUGAUGAGGAAUUAUUAAUAGUAUGUGCAAAAAAUGAGGAAACUGAGGAAACACGUUUAUACACUUUUUCCACCGAAAAUAGAAUGAAUCUAGCAUUCUAUACCACAGAAUUGGUAAUAGACAGACUCCACUUGGUCGCUUCUAAAAAAGGAGAAAGAUUAUUAUAUAUUUCAGGCGAGCAAUAUAACUUGAUGGAUCCUUAUUACCUUAAAAAUCCAAUAGAUGCGAGUAAACUUUUUAAACGCAUACAAAUUCAAAGACUUCACGAACCAUACAUGAUUAAUUCAGAUAAAAUAAUUUACACAAUUGAUGGGAAAGUAUUAAUUGAAAACUUGGUGCCCGAUAAUUGGGUCGAAUACUUACGGAAAGAACUGGAAGACACAAAUAGCAUUACAACUCCGUCUAAAAAGACAAUUGACAUUCUAACUGGAUUUUUAAAGAGUAAUUAUAACCCUGACAGAAAAGAAUUUAUAGGGAACUUUUUAAAAUGGAGAUUGGAAUUAGACCAUAAAUCAGUCAGGCUUACAGUAACUGAUUUUAAUUAUCGCAGGAAUGAAUGGAAUCCGGAUAAUCCAGAUGAUAAAAAAAAGCAUCUGGAUAUUUUUCCAUCGUUUUAUACUGAUGGAAAAAGAUUUAUACUUUAUUGUGAAGUUCUUGAAAACGAUGAUUUCAUUACGAUUACACGUAUUGGUGUAAUUAUCUGGACUUUUAAAUUUUCUGACAUUAAGAUGCUCUAUUAUUGGAAUGAUUGUGAUUGUCGUCUAGACAAGUUUGAUAUUGAAGAAUCUAAGUUUAAAGAUUUCAUUGAGGGCUUUGAGGACUACAGGAUAUCAGGACGAAUUCGAAUUCUUCCUGCUUCUAAUUACGAAACAAUCUGUAAAAAUUUAAAUGUAAGAUUUGAUCUCAUGGAAGCACUUCUUUCAUCAAAUGAUGGUAAAUGGAUUCGAUAUUUAGGCCAGCGCUGUUUGGAUAAGUGUGUGCAAAAUGAUAAUCAUAUGAUUUCUAAAAUUUCUUUGUUGGAUAUUAUUUUUGAAUACUUUGAUGAUUUAUCAUAUUAUCACCCUACAUUCAUGGCAAAUAUACUAUUCAGGAUAAGAUUUGUAGUUCCAUCUACUAUAUUAAACCUAGACUCUCCACAUCUUUCUAGUUAUGGAAGAUACUACCAUUUAUCUAAAACAUCAUCUCUUGAUAUAUUAAUUUCUAGUUUUCGAGAUUUCAAUCGAAAUGAUCUUGAAAGUGCUUUAAGGCCUUAUUCUCCUUAUAUCCAAGAUGAUGAAAAACCUUAUUUUUCACAGAAUCUUAGAGAAGUUCUUCAACUUGAUGAUGAAGAGCAACCCCCAAAAGAAUUAAUUAAGGAUUCGAAAACAAAUAAGUAA
Dentiscutata erythropus is the source of this 2049-nucleotide messenger RNA. NCBI's taxonomy places the organism in Eukaryota, Fungi, Glomeromycota, Glomeromycetes, Diversisporales, Gigasporaceae. The record is from the annotation of a GenBank genome assembly.